Molecule: messenger RNA, 558 nt
Organism: Parastagonospora nodorum SN15
Lineage: Eukaryota; Fungi; Ascomycota; Dothideomycetes; Pleosporales; Phaeosphaeriaceae
Exons: 1
Coding region: 1-558 (185 amino acids)
Biological process (GO): endoplasmic reticulum to Golgi vesicle-mediated transport
Cellular component (GO): nucleus; cytoplasm; TRAPP complex
Source: RefSeq, a predicted model, not a curated record
AUGUCCUACACAUUUUCCAUCCUCUCCCCCCUCGACGUCCCCCUCUUCACCCACGACUUCGGCACCUCGCGCUCCGGCGGCGACGGCGUCGCGCGCUACACGCCCUCCGAGCGCGCCAUGGUACCCUUCAUCCUCCACUCCUCGCUCGACAUAGUCGAAGAAGUGCAAUGGGGCCCCUCGACCUCCUCAGGCUCGGCACCCAUGUAUCUCAAACACAUCGACAAGUACCAAAACAGUUUUGUGUCGUGCUGGAUCACGGGCGGAAACACGCGCUUCCUCCUACUCACCAGGCCGCGGGAUGAGAGUCUUGGGCUGGUCAGUGGGGGAGGGGCGAGCAAGGGGAGUUUAGCGGGUGGAAGGGCGGCGAUGGGGAGUGGGGGUUUGUACAAUCCGAGUGCGCCGGCGACGGAGGAGGCGGUGAAGAAUUUCUUCGUGGAUGUGUAUGAGGCGUGGUUGAAGACUAUUAUGAAUCCGUUCUUUGCGGUCGGGAAUGGCGAUGUGGUUAAGAGUCCGGUCUUUAGGCAGAGGGUGGCGACGGCGGCGAAGAAGUAUCUUUGA